This is a messenger RNA of Pipistrellus nathusii (Nathusius's pipistrelle), 1182 nucleotides long. NCBI's taxonomy places the organism in Eukaryota, Metazoa, Chordata, Mammalia, Chiroptera, Vespertilionidae. The record is from the annotation of a GenBank genome assembly.
AUGGCGGCGGCCGCGCUGGGCCAGAUCUGGGCCCGGAAACUUCUCCCUGUCCCCUGGCUUCUGUGUGGCCCCAGAAGAUAUGCCUCAUCCAGCUUCAAGGCUGCAGACCUGCAGCUGGAGAUGACGCAGAAGCCUCGCCAGAAGCCUGGCCCCAACGAGACCCUGGUGUUCGGGAAGACGUUCACCGACCACAUGCUGAUGGUGGAGUGGGCCGAGCAGACGGGCUGGAGCCAGCCCAGAAUCCAGCCCUUCCAGAACCUCUCGCUGCACCCGGCCUGCUCCGCCCUCCACUACUCGCUGCAGCUCUUUGAGGGCAUGAAGGCGUUCAAGGGCAGCGACCGGCAGGUGCGGCUGUUCCGGCCCUGGCUCAACAUGGACCGCAUGCUGCGCUCGGCGCUGCGCCUCUGCCUGCCGAGCUUCGACAAGGCCGAGCUGCUGGAGUGCAUCCGCCGGCUGGUGGCCGUGGACAAGGACUGGGUCCCCGACAGCGCGGGCGGCAGCCUGUACAUCCGGCCGGUGCUGCUGGGCAACGAGCCCUCCCUGGGGGUGGCCAGCGCCAGCCGCGCGCUCCUGUACGUCAUCCUGUGCCCCGUGGGCUCCUACUUCCCCGGCGACGCCCUGAGCCCCGUGUCCCUCCUGGCCGACCCCGCCUUCAUCCGCGCCUGGGUGGGCGGCGUCGGCGACUGCAAGCUGGGCGGGAACUACGGGCCCACAGUGUUUGUGCAGCAGGAGGCGAAGAAGAAGGGCUGCGAGCAGGUGCUCUGGCUGUACGGGCCCGACCACCAGCUCACUGAGGUGGGCACCAUGAACAUCUUCAUCUACUGGACCCACGAGGACGGGGUGCUGGAGCUGGUGACCCCGCCGCUGGAGGGGGUCAUCCUGCCCGGAGUGGUGAGACAGAGCCUGCUGGACCUGGCCCGCUCCUGGGGCGAGUUCCGCGUGGUGGAGCGGAACAUCACCAUGAAGGAGCUCCAGCGAGCCCUGCAGGAGGGCCGCGUGCGGGAAGUCUUCGGCUCGGGCACCGCCUGCCAGGUGUGCCCGGUGCACCGGGUGCUGUACCAGGGCCAGGACCUCCACAUCCCCACCAUGGACCACGGGCCCGAGCUCAUCCUCCGCUUCCAGAAGGAGCUGAAGGCCAUCCAGUACGGAGCCAAGGCCCACGAGUGGGCGCUGCAGGUGUGA